AUGAAGUUCUCUCUCGCCGCCACUGUUGUUCUUGUAGCCUGCUCCUUGGCCGCUCCCGUCACCAUCCCCAAAGCUGAAUACGGCUUCCCCAACUUCAUCCUGCCGCGUCAAACUGUCGGGAUUGAGGCAAACGAGUUCAAGAACGGCGGCUGCAAAGACAUCGUGCUCUUGUUCGCGCGUGGGUCGAUCCAGAGCGGCAACAUGGGCUCGCAACCCGGCCCCGAACUGGCCAGCGCCCUCAAGGCCCGGCUCAACGCCACGCGCGUGGCCGCGCAGGGCGUGCCGUACGCGGCCAUGCUCCUCACGAACCUGGCGUCGAGCGGCGCCAGCCGCACCGAGGCGGGCGAGUUCGCCGACCUCAUCCAAGAGGUGGCCGCCAAGUGCCCCAAAGCUCGAAUCGUCGUCUCGGGCUACAGUCAGGGCGCCGCGCUCCUGCACCUCGCCGUCGGGGGCCUGCCGGCCGCCGUCAGGUCCCGCAUCGCCGCCGCCGUCACCUUUGGCGACACCCAGAAUGAGCAGGACGGCGGCCGCGUCCCAGGCCUUCCCGCAGCCAAGACGCUCAUCAUCUGCAACAAGGGCGACCUGGUCUGCGAGGGCGAGCUGAUGGUCGCCUUGCCCCACCUCGACUACAGUGCCCGGGUGCCCGAGGCCGUCGCCUUCAUCGCGGCUCGGGUCAAGGCGACCUAG
This is a messenger RNA of Gaeumannomyces tritici R3-111a-1, 687 nucleotides long. Its product is annotated as cutinase. The transcript is spliced from 2 exons. Gene Ontology annotation, cellular component: extracellular region. Lineage: Eukaryota; Fungi; Ascomycota; Sordariomycetes; Magnaporthales; Magnaporthaceae. The record is from RefSeq and is a predicted model, not a curated record. The coding region runs from base 1 to 687 and encodes 228 amino acids. Gene Ontology annotation, molecular function: cutinase activity. Gene Ontology annotation, biological process: carbohydrate catabolic process.